Molecule: messenger RNA, 990 nt
Organism: Glarea lozoyensis ATCC 20868
Lineage: Eukaryota; Fungi; Ascomycota; Leotiomycetes; Helotiales; Helotiaceae
Exons: 5
Coding region: 1-990 (329 amino acids)
Source: RefSeq, a predicted model, not a curated record
AUGCGUCUUGCAAAGCCAGCCCAGUUCGCGGCAUUUGGGGGUGCUGCCGUGUUCCUCAUCCUUUUAUUCUCGCAGAUUUCAUCGAAUCAGCCAAUUAGUGAACUACCAAAUCGCAUGGGAACCGCUGCGGCUUUAUUUAGAGAGCGAAUCUCCGGAUCGUUGGGCAGAGGGAACAUCAAGUCGAUGAUGGAGACCAGCGAGAAGCUGUGGUUGAAGACUGUCGACCAGAGACAUGAGUAUCGUCAAAGAUUUCCAAACAUGGAUUUUUUCCCCGCUCGUGAUGUUCAUACUUACUUCACGUACCUUGCUUCUAUUUGGGAUUUGAUUCCAGCUAGUUACAAUUGUCCUUGGGAGGUUGAGCGCAUCGGGCGCAUGGGUGAUGGAGGAAAGUGGGUCUGCGGUAUGAGCAGAUAUGAGAAGAACAAGAAGCCAUGCAUCAUCUACUCAUUCGGUGUUCAAAAUGAAUCUACAUGGGAACAAGAAAUGCUGGAACGUACCAACUGCGAAGUCUGGGGAUAUGAUUUCUCAGUGGACAACUUCGGACCUCAAAUCCUAGAUAAAGAAAGACCACGAACUCACUUUCUCAAAGCCGCCAUUGGCUCCGAGACAGAUACCACCAAGAGCCCACCCUCCUACACCAUCCAAGAUCUGAUGGCAAAGAACGGCCACGACUACAUCGAUAUCCUCAAAGUCGAUAUCGAGUACGCGGAAUUCAAUGCUUUGUCAGCUCUAAACUCGUACACCCAGAAGCAACAAAUCCAAAUGCCCAUCGGUCAAGUCUUGAUUGAGAUCCAUCUGAUGGUCGGGCAGGGUCUAACGGCUCCUGUGUUCCUGGACUGGUGGGAGAGUCUAGAGUACAGAGGAUUCAGAUCCGCAUGGACGGAACCUAAUCUGUUGGUCGUCACUCUCGGUCUGGAAGGUCGUAUGCCUGCAUACGCUGAGUACACCUGGGUCAAUGUCCAAGACCCCAAAAACAUCCUCUGGAAAUGA